AUGACCUCCGCCAACGGCCUUAUCUGCUUUACCAAUUGUUUGCUUCCACAAGAGGAUGGCAGUCUCGUUGAGAAGGACCUCUGGAUCGAUGAACAGCGCGGUAUUAUCUUGGAUUCUCAGAAAACGUUCUACGUUAACAAAGAAAGGCCCGCGAGGAUUAUUGACCUAGGCGGUAAUAUCCUCAGCCCUGGCCUCAUCGACAUGCAAAUCAAUGGUGCUUACGGAUUCGACUUCUCUGUGUACGAAAACGACGAGGCAUAUCAAAGAGGCGUACAAAUGGUUGCAGAAAGGAUAGUCGAAACUGGAGUAACUUCGCUUUUGCCAACUGUCAUCACACAGGAGAAAUCUAUCUACCCGAAGUUACUGGGCCUUCUCAAACCGUUUUCUACUCCAACAUCCGCCACAUUCUUAGGAUGGCAUGCCGAAGGUCCAUUCAUCGAGCUAACAAAACGAGGAGCUCAUGCUCCAGCGUACCUGCUCCCCGCUACUGAUGGCUUUAAGGCGUUUGAAGAGGUUUACGGUGCCGUCAAUCUGACUGAAGGAGAGGACUGGAUCAUGUCAAGAGAUAGUAAUCCAGCUGUGCGCAUGAUCACUGCGGCUCCAGAGGUGCCAGGCGUAAUGAACGCAUUGGAAGAGUCUGUGAAAAGAGGCAUUAUCUUCUCCAUCGGCCACAGUGUUGCAAGUACUGACGUAGCCACGUCGGCGAUACAACACGGAGCGAGGCUCAUCACUCACCUUUUCAACGCUAUGCCGCAACUACAUCAUCGUGACCCUUCUAUCAUAGGCCUGUUAGGAGCGUCUCCACAUCUUGCCUCCCCGAUACCCAUCAGUGUUCAUCUUCCAUGCAACCUCUUGGAGAUGCUACCUUUGGAGCUUCCUGGGGUGGCGUCUCCGGUGUUCGAGCUAUCCAGUCCUUCGCCUAAUCGAAAGGAACUCUCUUGGAGCGGGAUAAAUACGCCCAAGACACCAUCCAAACACCAAAGCAGGCCAAGCCUGCACCUGGAGAAGGGUCAGAUAGCAGACAUGUCCUUUGAGCGUCCGUUCUACGGAAUCAUUGUUGACGGAAUCCACUGCCAUCCCAACUCAGUUAGGUUGGCGUACUCGUCUCACCCAGACGGCUGUAUUCUUAUCACGGAUGCCAUGAAAAUAUUGGAUCCUCACCUCAAAGAUGGCGUACAUGAAUGGAGAGAUGGGAAACGUUUCAUUAAGGAAGGAGAGAGACUCUACCUCGAAGGAACUACAACACUGGCGGGAAGUGUUGUCACUCUCGACAAAUGUGUUCGAAACUUUUCAAUGUUUACGGGAUGCUCGCUCGGAGAGGCGAUUAAAUGUGCUACUUAUAACCCGGCCAAAUGCUUGGGGAUCGAGAACAAGAAGGGUACUCUCCGACCACAGGCCCAUGCUGAUUUCACUGUCUUCGAUAGGCAGGGAGUCGUCCUCGCCACUUGGGUCAGAGGGAAGGAAGUGUGGACCAGAUCCAUUUGA
Cyclocybe aegerita is the source of this 1485-nucleotide messenger RNA. Lineage: Eukaryota; Fungi; Basidiomycota; Agaricomycetes; Agaricales; Hemipholiotaceae. The record is from the annotation of a GenBank genome assembly.